AUGUCAGCAUUUAUUAAGACCAUCGGUUACCUGUUAGGUGGUGGAAGUUCCACAGACGACGGUGAUGCAACGACUCAGUCAUCAUGCGUUGAUGAUGUGUUGUGGUUUGAAAUUCUGAAGCGAUUUAAGUACGGGAAGCUUGCGAGUUCCACACUGGUAGUUGGUAUACUGACGUUGCCUGGUUUCCUCGAAGUGAAUCAGCUGGAUUUUAUGUUUUUGGCUAAUGCACAGAAUGCUCACAAAUAUCCAUGUAUGCUUCGAUAUGAUCAUACAUGCCAACUUUUCCGCAAAAUUCUCGUGUCUUCUCGCUUUUGGAUUGAAAAGUGUGAGUACGAUGGUAUCUGUAUACCACCACUUUCUUGGAGAAAGUAUUUACGUCGGAAGGAAUUGGAGGGUUCGAGUGAUCCCGACUCACUGAAAGUACUCCACGUCCUGAACUACAAGAAGGUUUUCUUCCGGCAGCCGUACCAGCGUGACCUAGCACUUGCCUUGCGGAGUUCAUCUACUUUGAAGAGUUUGGAGGAGCAAGGAAUGGUAUUUGAGCAUGGCGGUGAUGGGCAGGAUUGUGGCGCCACUUACGAGCUUCAUUUGCAGUUACUUAGAAGGGAAGAACACUUCAAUGCAAAUGUCCAUUUACCACGCUUUCGUACUGUUGUCAGGUCAUGGGACCAGUGGGAAGGAGGCAGAUUGUGGGAGACUGUUGAAGAAGUUUUUAUGGACUAUCCCAUUGGUAUGCGUAAGCUGGCUAUCAUGAGCCGUGGAAAGGAUAACCAAUUUUGGGCUGGGCACUACGGUUCGAAAUUUGGUGCAACAGAAGUGUUGCUCAGUUUUCCGGAAAAUCCUCGAUUAUUAUCAGCGGAAGAUUUUCCUGAUGGAGAAAAAAUUGUUACAAAUGCAAUUCCCACCCGCCAUCCUUUACAUUCUUUGCGCGUUCCUGUUGCUCUGAGAGGUCGAUUUCCAGCUCGCAGACAUGUCUAA
This is a messenger RNA of Angiostrongylus costaricensis, 978 nucleotides long. The record is from the annotation of a GenBank genome assembly. Lineage: Eukaryota; Metazoa; Nematoda; Chromadorea; Rhabditida; Metastrongylidae.